Molecule: messenger RNA, 306 nt
Organism: Cooperia oncophora
Lineage: Eukaryota; Metazoa; Nematoda; Chromadorea; Rhabditida; Trichostrongylidae
Source: the annotation of a GenBank genome assembly
AUGCGUUCUCCUCUGCUGUGGCUAGCAUUAGUUCUGGGUCACGUGCUUUCGUCUCUUUCUCAACAGGACAACGGUAUCGUCGGUGAUCCUCUAGUUGACUGUGCUGAUAGCUAUUUUGAGGUCCGGUUUGAGACACGUAAUCCAUUUCGUGGUCUGGUAUUCGUACAGGAUCGUCUCGAUGAUCCUCAUUGUCGUAGCCCUCCAGCGAGUCCAAGUGGUCUUCAAAACGCUAGCUUACGUCUAGCAUUCAAGGAAUGCGGAGUGGAACGACGAAUAUCGGUGAGCUCAAUGGAGAAUUACUUCUAA